AUGGUCGUCUUUGUUGAUCUAGACGACGAGGACAUGGAGCCCCUUCACGUUCUCGAGGCACGCCGCUUGGCAACUGCCGCUGCUGUCGCGACUGAUGCAUUGGAAGCAAGCAGUCGCGAGCUCGAGCACAUGCUUGAGAAGCCGGCGAUUGCCCCGGCCCCGUUGGUGACACCAGCUCUCGUAUCAGAGCCAACACCGACAUUUCAGAGCGCUGCUACUGAGGCUUUUGGCUGCUAUCCCAUCGUCAUGUCAAUAGCUGAACACAUUGAUCUCAACACCCUCGACAGUCUCGCCCGCACCUCGCGCCAGGUCCGCCAGGGUCUGCUGCAAUACCGCUCCAUCCUCCUCUCUUCGACGCUGCACUGCUCCAACGAGGCCGUCCCCGUCGACCCAGAGUCCACGUUCCGCUUUCGUGCGAGGGCUGGCAACUGGUAUUACAUGGAAGAUGGCCGGAACUACAACGGCAAGAGCGGCAGCUGUGCCCGAGACCUGGUGACGGAGUGUCGGAGGUGCAAGACCGUCGUGUGCAGGAACUGCGCUAUCAAGCCGCCAGCCUCCAACGCUCUCCGCGAGCGCCAUCGUAGGCUGUGCCAGUGCUGUACCAAGGCCCCCAUCGCAACUCUCAUUAAUCACGCGCUGGAGCCAGAAACACCUCUGCUCGACGAUGCCGUAAGACGAGAGAUUUGCCGAUGCGACGUUGACGGCGUCUGGCUGUGUCAGCCCUGUGGGCGGAGCAUGCGCGGGGCCGAUCACGACUACCAGCGGUAUAGACCCUCUUCCUUUCUCAAUAUGCUAAAGAUUUCAAGACCAGUUCUUGCUAAUGUUGACUCUUCCGGCUGUAGUAUCUGGAAGUGGCGGGCUCAUUAUGGCGAAGUCCUCGGCGGCCUGGGAACGGGUAUUGGCGAGGGCGACCGUGGCGUCAUCUGCGGUCGCGAGACCGCUUGCGCCGGCGCCAAAGAACGUGAGAAUGAGACUGACUGUGAUGCCGAGGAUGCGGCCGUCACCGGCGCGAACCUUUGGACGGCCACGGACCAGGUACACCUCGACACUGUGCGAUAUGAGCGCACACCGAGUCCCCAGCUCGGCCCCGGGUACGAGAGGCACGAGAUUGAGGGGAUCGGAGGCGUCGUGAAGACCAAAUUGGUCCGCAUGGUGAGAGUCGGCGCAUGCGUGCCCGAGUGGGACGACGAGAAGAGCCAUCACAACAUCCUCGGAAGAGAGGUGAAGGGCAUCAGGCGGAGUUGGUGUGGCUGGUGCUACAGAGUCAUUCCCGGUGAGGCUGAUUUGGACAAGGCGGGCGUUACGAUGCGUCAGCUUUGA
Messenger RNA from Colletotrichum fioriniae, 1320 nucleotides. The record is from RefSeq and is a predicted model, not a curated record. NCBI's taxonomy places the organism in Eukaryota, Fungi, Ascomycota, Sordariomycetes, Glomerellales, Glomerellaceae.